Messenger RNA from Parascedosporium putredinis, 2553 nucleotides. The record is from the annotation of a GenBank genome assembly. NCBI's taxonomy places the organism in Eukaryota, Fungi, Ascomycota, Sordariomycetes, Microascales, Microascaceae.
AUGAAGGCAAGGCAGGCUCUUUCCGCCCUGGCCCUCGUCGGCCAGGCUCUUGGCCACGGCUACGUGUAUCGCAUCACCGCCGACAACACCGUGUAUCCUGGUUGGGACGUUCGUCUUGACCGAGGUCAGAGCCCGGCCCCCGCCCGUAUUGCCUUUGGCGGCGGUGAUGUUGGCCCUGUGACGGACGCCAACAGCCCCGACAUUGCCUGCAACAGGGGUCACAGCCCAGCUCCCGGCGCUAUCGCGGAAGUCCGCGCCGGUAGCGAUAUCACCUUCCACUGGUCCCACUGGCUCUACAGCCACAAGGGGCCAAUCACGGCCUGGAUGGCGCCCUACGAAGGAGACAUUGCCGACGUGGACGUGAAUGAGCUCGAGUUCUUCAAGUUUGCGGAAGACACCAUUGCCGACGACGGAAGGUGGGGGACGGUCCGCAUGAUGGAUGACACCGACGGCGCCUGGACCGCCACUGUUCCAGCGGACAUCAAGCCAGGGAAAUAUGUCGUGCGUCAGGAGAUCAUCGCCCUUCAUUUCGCCUUCUACAUGACGUGCUUCAAUAUCGAGGUUACCGGUGACGGCGAGGCUACCCCGCAGGGCGCGACUUUCCCCGGCGCGUACGACAUGGAAGCGCCAGGCCUCAACUUUGACCUGAACUCGACCGACCCGUACCCGGCUGUCGGGCCCGCGCUGUACGAGAGCGAGUACGCAGUGGAUCUGGAGCCUCUGGAGAGCGUCAUCGUGAGCCCCACGGGCGAGGGCGAGGAAGCGGAUGAGGAAUAUUACGCUGCUCAGUAUGAAGUGUUGCGGCAGCAGGGGAGACCGUUUCCACGGCACGUUCUAUCCUCCCCACAGGAGUAUCACGUCGCCGACGGGCCCGCUCCCGCAGCCGAUGCUACCCGAGCAGAAGGGCAUCCCGUUCAGAUUCACGAUGGCCAGGGAGGCCAUGUACCAGCGCACGAUGAAAGUUCGGCGGCUGAGCGGGCGACGGUGCAACACGGCGUCCCCGUACAGCACGGCGUUUCUUCGCUCCUCUGGCCGGACACGCAAGACUUCUAUCAGAGUUUGGCCUAUCUCGAUGACGUCGCGUGGGACAACCCUAUCCCAGCCGGGCUUUUCCAGGGUCCUUACGUUCCGGGCGAGCUUCCGCAUUGGACCGUCCAUCAGCAAACCGACCGCCCAAGAUCGGCCGAGUAUGGCGCCGCCGAAGACGGCCGUAGGGCUGUCCAGGCUGUCAACGGGCUGAUCAACGACACGCUAUCGAGCGAAGCACUCUCCAACGGCGAAGCGCUAUGGAGGCUAGCCUACACGGCCAUUGCGACAUCUUGGCCUCGAAUGAUUAACCAAAGAGAGAGCACGACCACUUUCACGGAACCGGACGCUGAGAAAGACCAGCCAGACCUUUUACGGACUGAGCAUGCAUUGGGCGCAGUAUUGCGGCAUGUACGACCUUUCCACCAUCGACGCCGCCGACGUCCCCCGCUCCACGAAUCCCCAGAAGUCAAAACAAACGCGUGGAAGGCGUGGGUCGCGCGCGAAACCCAGCUCCGAACCCUUCUCGGCCUUUGCGUCAUCGACGGCGUCGUAUCCCAGUACAGCGGGAGCCUCGUCAACACGUGGUCGGCCACCAACACCCUGCCCCUAUCCGCCGACGACGAAACUUUCCACGCCGCCACCGCCGACGACUGGAUCCGAGCCAUGGCCCUGCGCGGGCCCAGGAGGACCCGGUACUGCGAGAUCCACCACUUUCUCUUUUCCCCGCCGGGCCAGAUCCCCGGCCGCCUGGGGUACAGGUUCUUGCUGUUCGACGUGCGGAUCCUGCUCGAGAUUUUGAACGCGCUGUCGGCGGAGUCUGUACGCAUCGAGCCCGCGCCGUCCGGCAUCCGUUCCAAGGCGAAGCUCCUCCAGGCCCUGGAUGCCCUCCGCCACUACAUCUGCAACGGCGAAAGUCUCAGUGUGCUCGACCGGUCCAUCGCUCUCCUCCGGUGGCAUGCCGUCUGCCUAGACAUUGUCGUAAGCAGCGCGCGGGGAGCGCGGAGGAUGUGCAAGCGGUUCAACAUCUCCCAAGACAUAUUUGGUGGCGAGAGAAGGGACGAGUCGCCCAUCAACCCCCAGGCCUGGGUGGAGAGCCCCAAGUCGCGGAGAUGCCUCUUGCACGCUUACCAGAUCCAGGCCAUCGCCAGCCAGAUGCCGCUCGGCGUCGCGCACGACGUUUACCUCCCCGGUGCCAUAUUUGCCGCCGCCACAACCUACAGCUCCAUCGCUCUGGCCGGCGUGUCCAAGAUGGUCAUCCCCUCGGCGGUGGACUGGAGCGUCGUCCUGUACCACGGCGUCGAAGGCGCGCCCGAGGACGCCGUCCAGUUUGAAAGCGAAGAGGCCCGCAUCACGGCCGAAUUCCUCGCGGGGAACCUGACGGGCCUCGGCAAGGGCUGCGAAACGCGCAACCUGUCGUACGACCUGACUUCGCUAAAGAUCAUGCUGCGCGGCUUGUCUUUCCAGUGGGGCGUCACUCAGGAAAUGGAACAGGUUGUCGAGUCUUUUGUGGCCUUGUGUUCUUGA